GUCCCGCGGCGGAAGAGGAAGCGGCACGUGCGGCGCUUUACGGUGGCCGAGGAGGCGGCUGCGACUUUCUUACCCCUGAACAGCAAAGCACCCCGGGAAGGUGCACAGACAGUGGUUUUUAUAGUCGCAGCUUCGAGGACGGUGUCCAGGCAGCCGGCACCAUGGUGAAGGAGCAGUUCCGCGAGACGGAUGUGGCUAAGAAAAUAAGCCAUAUCUGUUUUGGAAUGAAGUCCCCUGAGGAGAUGCGCCAGCAGGCACAUAUCCAGGUUGUCAGUAAGAACCUGUACAGCCAAGACAACAACCAUGCCCCCUUGUUGUAUGGAGUGCUUGACCAUAGAAUGGGGACAAGUGAAAAGGAUCGUCCUUGUGAGACCUGUGGGAAGAACCUGGCAGACUGUCUGGGCCACUAUGGGUACAUUGAUCUAGAGCUGCCGUGCUUUCAUGUCGGGUACUUCAGAGCUGUCAUUGGCAUUUUACAGAUGAUCUGCAAAACCUGCUGCCACAUUAUGCUGUCCCAGGAAGAGAAGCAGCAGUUUCUAGAUUUCCUGAAGAGGCCUGGCCUAACCUACCUGCAGAAGCGAGGCCUGAAGAAGAAGAUCUCAGACAAGUGCCGGAAGAAAAGCACUUGUCACUACUGUGGUGCUUUUAAUGGUACUGUAAAGAAAUGUGGUUUGCUGAAGAUAAUUCAUGAAAAAUACAAGACAAACAAAAAAGUUGUGGAUCCCAUUGUAUCAAACUUCCUGCAGUCUUUUGAGACAGCCAUUGAGCAUAACAAAGAGGUUGAACCACUGCUAGGAAGGGCCCAGGAGAACUUGAAUCCCUUAGUAGUUCUGAACUUGUUUAAGCGCAUCCCAGCUGAAGAUGUCCCGUUACUUCUGAUGAACCCAGAAGCUGGAAAGCCCUCUGAUUUGAUUCUCACCCGACUUUUGGUGCCUCCCCUGUGUAUCAGACCUUCUGUCGUGAGUGAUUUGAAGUCUGGAACCAAUGAAGAUGAUCUGACAAUGAAACUGACCGAGAUCAUUUUCCUAAAUGAUGUUAUUAAAAAGCACCGCAUCUCUGGAGCCAAGACACAGAUGAUCAUGGAGGACUGGGAUUUCCUGCAGCUACAGUGUGCCCUCUAUAUCAACAGUGAGCUCUCUGGCAUCCCUCUCAACAUGGCACCUAAGAAGUGGACUCGAGGCUUUGUCCAGCGUCUGAAGGGGAAGCAGGGUCGAUUUAGAGGUAAUCUGUCAGGGAAGAGGGUGGAUUUUUCUGGCCGAACAGUCAUCUCACCUGACCCCAACCUCCGCAUUGAUGAAGUAGCUGUGCCAGUUCAUGUGGCCAAAAUUCUAACUUUUCCUGAGAAGGUGAACAAAGCAAACAUCAAUUUUUUGAGGAAACUGGUUCGAAAUGGCCCAGAUGUUCACCCAGGAGCCAAUUUUAUCCAACAGAGGCACAUGCAGAUGAAAAGGUUCCUGAAGUAUGGGAAUCGGGAAAAGAUGGCUCAGGAGCUCAAGUUCGGUGACAUUGUAGAGAGACACCUGAUAGAUGGAGACGUGGUAUUGUUCAACCGGCAGCCCUCACUGCACAAACUGAGCAUCAUGGCCCAUCUGGCCAAGGUCAAGCCUCAUCGAACCUUCAGAUUCAAUGAAUGUGUCUGCACUCCCUACAAUGCAGACUUCGAUGGGGAUGAAAUGAACCUUCAUCUUCCCCAGACAGAGGAAGCCAAAGCAGAGGCCCUUGUUCUCAUGGGGACCAAAGCGAACCUUGUAACCCCAAGAAAUGGGGAGCCACUCAUUGCUGCCAUUCAGGACUUCCUAACAGGUGCCUACCUCCUCACCCUCAAGGACACUUUCUUUGAUCGAGCCAAGGCUUGCCAGAUCAUUGCUUCAAUACUGGUUGGCAAAGAUGAAAAAAUUAAAGUGCGCCUCCCACCCCCUACAAUACUAAAGCCUGUCACCCUGUGGACCGGAAAGCAAAUCUUCAGUGUCAUCCUCAGGCCUAGUGACGACAAUCCAGUGAGGGCCAACCUUCGAACCAAGGGCAAGCAGUACUGUGGCAAGGGGGAAGACCUCUGCACCAACGAUUCCUAUGUCACCAUCCAGAACAGCGAGUUGAUGUGCGGCAGCAUGGACAAAGGGACUCUGGGGUCGGGGUCCAAGAACAACAUCUUCUACAUCUUGCUUCGAGACUGGGGGCAGAACGAGGCUGCCGAUGCCAUGUCUCGGCUUGCCAGGCUGGCUCCUGUCUACCUGUCUAACCGUGGGUUCUCCAUUGGGAUUGGUGACGUCACGCCUGGCCAGGGACUGCUGAAAGCCAAGUAUGAGCUACUAAAUGCUGGCUACAAAAAAUGUGACGAAUACAUUGAAGCCCUGAACACAGGCAAGCUGCAGCAGCAGCCAGGCUGCACUGCUGAGGAGACACUAGAGGCUCUGAUCCUGAAGGAGCUGUCUGUGAUCCGGGACCAUGCUGGCAGUGCCUGCCUCCGAGAGCUGGACAAGAGCAACAGCCCUCUCACCAUGGCCCUGUGUGGUUCCAAAGGUUCCUUCAUUAACAUAUCACAGAUGAUUGCCUGUGUGGGACAGCAAGCCAUCAGUGGCUCCCGUGUUCCAGAUGGCUUUGAGAACAGAUCUUUGCCUCACUUUGAGAAGCAUUCAAAGCUCCCUGCUGCCAAAGGCUUUGUGGCUAACAGCUUUUACUCUGGCUUAACGCCUACUGAAUUUUUCUUCCACACAAUGGCUGGUCGGGAGGGUCUGGUGGACACAGCUGUAAAGACUGCUGAAACAGGAUACAUGCAGAGAAGACUGGUCAAAUCCCUGGAAGACCUCUGUUCCCAGUAUGAUCUGACCGUUCGGAGUUCCACCGGUGACAUCAUCCAGUUCAUCUAUGGAGGGGAUGGCUUAGAUCCUGCCGCCAUGGAGGGCAAAGAUGAACCACUGGAGUUUAAAAGAGUUCUGGACAACAUCAAGGCAGUGUAUCCAUGUCAGAGUGAACGUGCUCUCAGUAAGAAUGAGCUCACCUUGACCACUGAGGCCAUCAUGAAGAAGAACGAGUUCCUGUGCUGCCAAGACAGCUUCCUGCAGGAAAUAAAAACAUUCAUUAAAGGGGUGUCUGAGAAGAUUAAGAAAACCAGAGAUAAAUACGGCAUCAAUGACAACGGCACAACAGAGCCUCGUGUGCUGUACCAGUUGGACCGUAUUACCCGUACCCAAAUAGAGAAGUUUCUGGAGACCUGUAGGGAUAAGUACAUGAGGGCACAGAUGGAGCCAGGCUCUGCAGUGGGUGCACUCUGUGCACAGAGCAUUGGUGAGCCGGGCACCCAGAUGACCCUGAAGACUUUCCACUUUGCAGGGGUAGCGUCCAUGAACAUCACCCUGGGUGUGCCUCGGAUCAAGGAGAUCAUCAAUGCUUCCAAGGCCAUCAGCACUCCAAUUAUCACAGCACAGCUAGACAUGGAUGACGAUGCAGAUUAUGCACGCCUGGUGAAGGGCAGGAUUGAGAAAACCCUCCUGGGGGAGAUCUCAGAGUACAUUGAAGAAGUGUUUCUUCCUGAUGACUGCUUUAUUCUUGUCAAGCUGUCCCUGGAACGGAUCCGACUUCUGAGACUGGAGGUUAAUGCUGAGACAGUGCGCUACUCCAUCUGCACAUCCAAGCUCCGAGUGAAGCCUGGCGAUGUGGCGGUUCAUGGGGAGGCCGUGGUGUGUGUCACCCCCAGGGAAAACAGCAAGAGCUCCAUGUAUUAUGUGCUGCAGUUUCUAAAAGAGGAUCUACCCAAGGUGGUGGUACAGGGCAUCCCAGAGGUGUCAAGAGCAGUCAUCCACAUUGACGAGCAGAGUGGGAAGGAGAAGUUCAAGCUUCUAGUAGAAGGUGACAACCUGCGGGCAGUCAUGGCCACCCAUGGUGUGAAAGGCACGCGAACCACUUCUAAUAACACCUAUGAGGUGGAAAAAACCCUGGGUAUUGAGGCUGCGAGGACAACCAUCAUCAAUGAGAUCCAGUACACGAUGGUCAACCAUGGCAUGAGCAUUGACAGGAGGCACGUGAUGCUGCUCUCUGAUCUGAUGACCUACAAGGGUGAAGUACUGGGUAUAACCAGGUUUGGCCUGGCCAAGAUGAAGGAGAGUGUGUUGAUGCUGGCCUCCUUUGAGAAGACAGCUGACCAUCUCUUUGAUGCUGCCUACUUUGGGCAGAAGGACUCCGUGUGUGGUGUGUCUGAGUGCAUCAUCAUGGGAAUCCCAAUGAACAUUGGAACUGGUCUCUUCAAACUGCUACACAAAGCCAACAGGGACCCAAAACCACCCAGGAGGCCCCUGAUAUUUGACACACAUGAAUUCCACAUCCCUCUUGUCACAUAGUUUGUGGCAAGAGGUUGCCAUUCCUGACCAUGGCUCCUUGUCCUAUGUACUGCUGAAUGGAAGGACUUUGUUUAACUUGGACAGAUGUCUACGUGAACUUAACAUGGUUAGACGAAGCCCAUGCCCUCAGCAGGAGCUCCUUGAUUGGGACGCUGGGAUUCUCUUCACUGAGGGGCGUCGACGCUGCUGCUCAACCUGCUCAAGACCCAUGCCACCUCUCUCCGUUUCUACAGAAGGUUGUAAGGUGCCCAUGCCUGCCCUGUGAGCUAGGUCUAGACCCAAGAGACUAGGACACAGUCCUGGUUUCCCAUCGUUCAGUUAUGCCAGAUUUUCCAAUGAUGAACUAAUGUAAAUACAUUUUCUUUAUUUAUUUGUUCUGAGGUAUUAAGUGUUUAUUGUUAUUUUACUUUGAGAUAGAGGCUGUAGAAACAACACCAUCUUCAAAGCAUACUGGGAAAGAACCUAAGAAUGUGAGGUCCAGUGUGGGAUGGCUAGGCCCUGGUCAGGCCCUGUCCAGGCCCUGUCCAUGUAACUGUAAAUUACAUGAGAGGGAAGCUGAGUUGCCUAGUAACGUGAGACACUUGGGAGGACUCGGUCGCUUGUGGCAUCCAAGUAAAGACUGGAAUAUCACUAGCAAGAAGAGCAGUGGUUCCCCUAAAUUCUCUUAACAGCAGUGUUAUUUUAUUUACUCAGUCUUUUAACAAAUGUGGGCCCAUGGAUAUACCAAGACGUAUACCAAGGUAUUCAUCAUUUAUGCAGAUGCUUGAACUUCACCCUGUUCUGAUCUAUGGUGGGUUGUAUGAUCUAGUGCGGGUUUCAGGUGUGGUUAAAUAGCCCACUAACAUCCAAUGGAUCAUCUUGAUUUAAUCUCUGGCCAGGGAAGUGUGAUGUCCCUGAUGACAAGGGGCAAGACUAAGCAGCACAUUUCCUAUUCUGGCACCAUCAGUCCUCACUCCCAAAUUCAAGUUUCUAUCCUGAUACCAGCCAUGUCUCUUGUUUCCAUCAACAGCUUGUUACUGAACUGACCCUCAGAAGAAGUAGCAACCAGGGCAUCGUUGUUUGACUACUGACAUGGGAAGUGAUGACUACAUGUGUGGUCUUAAAGGGCGGUGGUAUACUAAACACUUUGUGGUAUCAUUAAAGAUGUAAGAUAUCAAAAUGUCUUUCGACACAUGAGGGACAUUUUAAAUACCA
Messenger RNA from Rattus norvegicus (Norway rat), 5528 nucleotides. It is a transcript of the gene Polr3a, whose product is annotated as RNA polymerase III subunit A. Gene Ontology annotation, biological process: DNA-templated transcription. The coding region runs from base 162 to 4334 and encodes 1390 amino acids. The record is from RefSeq and is marked provisional. The transcript has 31 exons. Lineage: Eukaryota; Metazoa; Chordata; Mammalia; Rodentia; Muridae. Gene Ontology annotation, cellular component: chromosome; nucleus. Gene Ontology annotation, molecular function: DNA binding; 5'-3' RNA polymerase activity; DNA-directed RNA polymerase activity.